AUGCACACCUCAACUUCCUUGCUGGCUCUCGUCCUUCCUGUUUUGGCAUCAGCAGCUGGUACCUGCACCAGUUCUGGCUCUAUAGCAUGGCCCCCCGUCGGUGACUGUGCGACCCCAGGGAAAUUCGACACAGCUGUCCAGAACUGUAGAGCUUGUUGCAUGAACGAUCAGCCUUGCUUUACUACAUGCCUGAAAGCUGCUGGGAUUGGUAGACGCAGCACCGCCGAUGAGACAUUCUCGGGCUUUGUCCCAGACGCCCGAGGGCUGGGAAGGCGGGCUGUGGACCUGACCUGUGAUGUGAAUGAGGGCUGUUACAAGUUCACCGAUGGCAGCUUGUUGUGCUUGAGCUUAGGAACGGGGAAGUACCACGACGACGUAGGAGGGAAUGGCGAUUACUAUUCUGGCGUAUACACGGGCCCAGAUGGAAAAGUGCAAACUGGCACUUCGACGGCGACGGCGACGGCUACGGGAAACACACAAUUACCUUCAUCCACGGCGCAAGGAACUAGGUCGGCGAAUGUGGCUCAGACUACAUCAGCGGGAGCUGCGAGUGCAGCUACAAGCUCUGCUGCUGCGCCUGCCAGCACUGGCGCUGCGCCUGCGAUGGCCCGAGCAGUCAACCAUGGUCUUACAAACGCCGGAAUUCUAGGUCUCGUAGUUGGGCUUGCUCUAUAG
This is a messenger RNA of Boeremia exigua, 675 nucleotides long. RefSeq lists its product as uncharacterized. The coding region runs from base 1 to 675 and encodes 224 amino acids. The record is from RefSeq and is a predicted model, not a curated record. Lineage: Eukaryota; Fungi; Ascomycota; Dothideomycetes; Pleosporales; Didymellaceae. The transcript has 2 exons.